This is a messenger RNA of Zea mays, 2295 nucleotides long. RefSeq names its product trehalase1. The record is from RefSeq and is marked validated. Gene Ontology annotation, biological process: trehalose catabolic process. Bases 166 to 1962 code for a protein of 598 amino acids. The transcript has 11 exons. Gene Ontology annotation, molecular function: alpha,alpha-trehalase activity. Lineage: Eukaryota; Viridiplantae; Streptophyta; Magnoliopsida; Poales; Poaceae.
CACGCUACACCAGUAGGAAUCGCGGGAGACGCUCGUCGUCCUCAGUCCUCACCGUCGUAACCGUCUUCGGACCUCCCACGCCAACGCGCUCGUCGUAGCCAGUAGCCCCACCAACACGUGCGGGUGCGGCACACCACGUAGGAGCUUCCUUUAAAACCUCGUCGGAUGGCUGGGCUCCCGCCGCAACCCCAGCACGUCCACGCCCUCCCCCUCCUCCUCCUCGUCGUCCUCCCCUGCCUCAUCCCCUGUCUCCGCGCGACGACCGAGAUGGCGCCAACCGCCGCCACCGCCGGCGCAUCCGACGAGGGCGCCAGCGCGCUGCUCGGGCUCCUGCAGCGGGUGCAGUCGGAGGCGCUGCGCACGCUGGGGCCUCACGACUUCGACCCCAAGUUCUACGUCGACCUGCCGCUGGCGACCGACGAGCGCGCCGCGGCGGCCGCCCUUGCGGCGCUGCCGCGCCCGUCGCCGUCGCGGGCGGAGCUAGACGACUUCCUGUCCCGCUACUUCGGGGACCCCGGGUCCGAUCUCGUGGCGGACGUCCCACCGGAUUUCGAGCCCGAGCCGCGCGGGUUCCUGCCCCACGUCCACAGCCCCGAGGCGCGGGCGUGGGCGCUGGAGGUGCACGCGCUGUGGAAGCGCCUGGCGCGGCGGGUGGCGCCCGACGUCGCGGCGCGGCCGGACCGGCACACGCUGAUGCCGCUGCCCGGCAGGGCCGUCGUGCCGGGAUCCAGGUUCCGGGAGGUAUACUACUGGGACUCCUAUUGGGUCAUCAGAGGAUUGCUGGUGAGCAAAAUGUACGACACGGCAAAGACUAUUGUGCUUAACCUUGUAUACCUGUUGGAAAAAUAUGGUUUCGUUCCAAAUGGUGCAAGAUCCUACUACACUAACCGAAGCCAACCACCACUUUUGAGCUCCAUGGUUUUAGAAAUAUACAGGGCAACUGGUGAUGUGGAGUUUGUUAGGACAGUAUUCCACUCUCUGCUUAAAGAGCAUAGCUUCUGGAUGUCAGAGAUUCAUAAUGUUGCUAUAGCAGACAAUCAUGGUCGGGUCCAUAAUUUAUCUCGGUAUCAGGCCAGGUGGAACAAACCUAGGCCUGAAAGUGCGACAAUUGAUGAGGAACUGGCUUCGAAGUUGAAUUCUAUGGCAGCUAAGGAAAAACUGUACUGCGAAAUUGCUUCAACGGCAGAAUCGGGAUGGGAUUUCAGCUCUCGAUGGAUGAGGAAUUCUACUGACAUGACAACAUUGGCAACCACUUACAUAAUACCUGUGGACUUGAACACAUUUCUUUUUAAGAUGGAGCUGGAUAUUGGUGCCUUGGCUAAAGUCGUAGGAGAUAAUGCGACUUCAGAAUUUUUUUUAAAUGCUUCGAAAGCACGUCAUAUUGCAAUUGACUCUAUUUUGUGGAACUCUGAGAUGGAACAGUGGCUUGACUAUUGGCUUCCUGGUGAUGCAGACUGUCAGGAAGUACACGAAUGGAAGCCUAACUCACAGAACCGCAACAUAUUUGCUUCCAACUUCGUUCCGCUGUGGCUAAAUGCAUACCAUUCCGAAUUCGUACGCUUUGCUGAUGAGGCAAAAUCAAACAGAGUCAUGGCGAGCCUCAAGGCAUCUGGAUUACUUCAUGCCGCAGGGAUAGCAACUUCCCUGACAAACACGAGCCAACAAUGGGAUUUCCCGAAUGGAUGGGCCCCACUGCAGCAUCUUAUAGCUGAGGGGCUGCUGCAUUCUGGAUCAGAGGCCAAAAAACUAGCUGAGGACAUUGCUACGAGGUGGGUGAGAACGAACUACGCCGCUUACAAAGCAACGGGUGCGAUGCAUGAGAAGUACGAUGUUGAGGCUUGUGGAGAAUCUGGAGGCGGUGGAGAAUACAAGCCCCAGACUGGUUUUGGCUGGUCCAAUGGCGUGGUGUUGUCAUUCUUGGAAGAAUUCGGGUGGCCAGAGGGCAAGGAAAUAGCUUGUUGAGCGGCGAAGCGCUCACGACAGGGUGGAUCUGGUCUUGCCGGAGAGCAAUCUGGUUAGGCAUCGUUCAUGUCACACAUGUCUAGCUACGAGAGUGGCGCAUUGCCUUCUGCAGUUCGUCAAGUGCGUUUGUGUGUUCUUGUUUGCUUUUAGUUGCGACUAGGCUGUAGAUCCUUCUUGUAUCACAACAAUAUAUGUACUGCUACUGUACCGGCCCCGGCCUCUUGUUUAAUCUGAAAUGCUCAUUGUAUAUCCUCUUACGAAACGCAAACACGUGCUUUGGCACGUUCGUCGUCGAAAAGAGAAGAGAAUAUACCAUUUUGCUCUCUUGAAUAC